Striga hermonthica is the source of this 783-nucleotide messenger RNA. The record is from the annotation of a GenBank genome assembly. NCBI's taxonomy places the organism in Eukaryota, Viridiplantae, Streptophyta, Magnoliopsida, Lamiales, Orobanchaceae.
AUGUGCUUUUCGUUAAAUUUCCAUUUCCAAGUAACAGAAGGUGUUGCAGAUGGAAGUUCAAAGCCUUUGAGGUCAGGAGCUUUGACAGUAUUCGGGAAAGAUAUGAAAGCUCUCUUAGUCGAUAAGAUUUAUUUGGUGAAUGUUCUUGGUUACAUUGCAUAUAAUUUUGUCAUAGGUGCCUAUUCCUAUUGGGGACCUAAGGCGGGUUACAAUAUAUAUCACAUGAGCAAUGCUGAUUAUAUGUUUGGAGGUGUCACAGCAGCCUGUGGAAUAUUAGGCUCACUAGCUGGUGGUUUUAUUCUCGACCGAAUGACUUCAACAAUAUCUAAUGCUUUUAAGCUUCUAUCGUUGGCCACAUUUUCUGGAGCUGUAUUUUGCUUUGCUGCAUUUUGCUUUAAGAGCCUAUAUGCGUUUUUGGCUCUUUUUGCAAUCGGAGAGCUGCUCGUAUUUGCUACCCAGGCCCCGGUUAAUUUUGUGUGCCUGCACUGUGUUAAGCCGAGUCUCAGACCAUUAUCUAUGGCGAUGUCGACUGUUUCAAUUCACAUAUUCGGUGAUGUGCCCUCAUCUCCCCUUGUUGGGCUUCUCCAGGAUCGAAUAAACAAUUGGAGGGCCACUGCGUUAAUUUUAACUUCGAUUCUAUUUGUGGCGGCCACAAUAUGGUUUAUUGGGGUUUUUCUUCAUAGCGUGGAUAGAUAUAACGAAGAUAGCGAGCAUCAAGUUACUUUGGUCGACAAAUCCAAUGCGACUCCAUUGCUGGCCGAGAAGACUACAGAAACUGUGUAG